GGAAAAUGUCCGCUGCUACUAUCCCUCCUUCUGCGGCUUUGCCACCGGCUGUGCAAUCGCCGAAAGCAGAAGCUGCACAAAAGCCACUCAAAAAGGCAGCUAUCACUGGUGUAAGUGUGCUACUGGAGAUGACUUCUGGUGGGCUUUUCAUGGAAAAUGUCAAAAUGGAAAAACAAAGAACGUCUGCGCCUUAUCCACAAAUUGCGAGAAACGUCUUGUCACAGGGUAUCAGAGGGUUCGAAGCUGGUUUGUGGCCCUGGGGUGUGGUACUUGGAUUAUCCAAGGGAACAGUACUGGGUGGAGCUAAAGCAAACCUAGACGCCGGGUUAAAGUCGUUGGGAGUGGAUAAGAAGAAAUCCGAUCUCAUAGCAGGCUUCGGCGCAGGCGCGGUGCAAGGUGUCUUCAUGUCACCGAUUCUCCUAGCGCGCACUCGUGUGAAUCAGGCAAUCAGUGAGAGAGUUGCAUCUGGUGGCAAGAGUUUGACAGUUGCGCAGGAGAUGAAACUGUCACAAUCUAUUUUGGCCAGUGGGAUAGAAUCCGAAGGGCUGGUGAAAACUUUAACACAGGGCAUGAUGACUUGCGUAUUCAAAAGAGCCUUAGAUUGGGGUACGCGUUUCAUAUUCAUAAAUGGUUUCAGGAACUUUCUCAUUGAGAAAAGUCCGGAUGGUACGCUGACAGACGCCCAGAAGCUAUACACGUCGUUCGCAGGUGGCGCUGCUUCAGUUACUGUCACAAUGCCCAUCGAUCGUUUGAUGCCCAUCAUUCAGUCUGCAGGCGGAGGAGGCCAGUCUAUAUCCGAGGUGUUGAAAGCCAAAUUUGCAAAAGAAGGUAUAACUACUUUGCAGCGUGGUUGGGCGUUGAGAACACUACACACGGGGUAUCAUACCAUGUUCGCCAUUUUCGUGGCGGACAAGGUGUACAGUCUUUUAUCAUGAAUAAAUGAUUGUCCCUUAAUUUUUCGGUCGAAUCAGUUACCACCGCACAAAACACUGUUGGUAAGAGCGGUAUACACACCCUAAUCACCAAAGCACCAUGUACUUAGUUAAUAGUAAUAAAGAAUUAGCUGGUUGACGAACAUGACAAUGGGCACUACACAUAUCUCGG
Sphaeroforma arctica JP610 is the source of this 1104-nucleotide messenger RNA. RefSeq lists its product as hypothetical. The record is from RefSeq and is a predicted model, not a curated record. Gene Ontology annotation, cellular component: mitochondrion. The coding region runs from base 6 to 935 and encodes 309 amino acids. Gene Ontology annotation, molecular function: tricarboxylate secondary active transmembrane transporter activity. The transcript is spliced from 5 exons. NCBI's taxonomy places the organism in Eukaryota, Ichthyosporea, Ichthyophonida. Gene Ontology annotation, biological process: mitochondrial citrate transmembrane transport; alpha-ketoglutarate transport.